CACCAACCGAGGCCGACGGGCGACGACCACCCCCAUUCCUUCCCCCAACUUAUCGGCUCCCCACCUUCCUCGCCGCGGAACACGCGCUCCCGUCCCGGAUUUGCUCGUUUUAUUCGCUCGAGACUCCUCCCCGCGGCGAGUCCUCGAAUCCAAUCCCAUCUACCGUCCAAUCCCCUCGGCUCUGUUGCGGAUUUGUCUGCUGCGUGGCAGGGUGGCGUAGUAAUCACCAGUGCGGUAGCCGAGCGCUCCGGCCAUGGCGUUCUUCCGGGGCCUCACCGCGGUCUCGAGGCUGCGAUCCCGCGUGGCGCAGGAGGCCAGCGCGCUGGGUGGUGUCAGAUGGUUGCAGAUGCAGAGCGCUUCCGAUCUCGAUCUCAAGUCCCAGUUGCAGGAACUGAUUCCCGAACAACAGGAUCGCCUAAAGAAGCUUAAAUCAGAGCAUGGAAAGGUCCAGCUUGGAAACAUAAAUGUAGAUAUGGUCCUUGGUGGAAUGAGAGGGAUGAUUGGGAUGCUUUGGGAAACAUCACUACUUGACCCAGAGGAGGGCAUUCGCUUUAGGGGCCUCUCAAUUCCAGAGUGCCAGCAAGUGCUGCCAACGGCAGUUAAGGGUGGUGAGCCUUUGCCUGAGGGUCUCCUUUGGCUUCUUUUGACAGGAAAGGUUCCAACCAAAGAGCAAGUUGAUGCCCUAUCAAAGGAAUUGCUGGCCCGUUCAAGUGUCCCAGCUCAUGUCUAUAAGGCAAUAGAUGCUCUCCCUGUAACUGCACACCCUAUGACACAGUUUACCACUGGAAUAAUGGCUCUUCAGGUUGAGAGUGAAUUUCAAAAGGCUUAUGACAAAGGAUUGCCAAAAACAAAGUUCUGGGAGCCUACUUAUGAAGAUGUCUUAAAUUUGAUUGCUCGGCUUCCACCAGUGGCUUCUUAUGUUUACCGGAGGAUUUUCAAGGACGGGAAAUCAAUAGAAGCUGAUAAUUCUCUGGAUUAUGCUGCGAAUUUUUCACACAUGCUUGGUUUUGACAAUCCCAAAAUGUUGGAGUUGAUGCGCCUCUAUAUAACAAUUCACACUGAUCAUGAAGGCGGGAAUGUCAGUGCACAUACUGGUCAUCUGGUUGGAAGUGCACUGUCCGAUCCCUAUCUUUCUUUUGCAGCGGCUCUGAAUGGUUUAGCUGGGCCACUUCAUGGUCUGGCUAAUCAGGAAGUGCUUCUAUGGAUCAAAUCUGUAAUUGAGGAAACUGGGAGUGACGUUACAACAGAUCAACUCAAAGACUAUGUCUGGAAGACACUGAAGAGUGGAAAGGUUGUUCCUGGCUUUGGUCAUGGUGUUCUGCGAAAGACAGACCCACGGUAUUCAUGUCAAAGGGAGUUCGCCCUAAAGCAUUUGCCUGAGGAUCCACUUUUCCAGUUGGUAUCCAAGUUGUAUGAAGUCGUGCCUCCAAUCCUCACUGAGCUUGGCAAGGUGAAGAACCCAUGGCCGAAUGUUGAUGCUCACAGUGGAGUUUUGCUUAACCACUUUGGACUAUCUGAAGCACGGUAUUACACAGUCUUGUUUGGUGUCUCAAGGAGCAUGGGGAUAGGAUCUCAGCUCAUCUGGGACCGUGCUCUUGGCCUACCACUGGAGAGGCCGAAGAGUGUCACCAUGGAGUGGCUGGAAAACUACUGCAAGAACAAGGCUGCUUGAAGCUAAACAGUGGCUUAUUUUUUUACACACCAUGCCAAAUGCCAUCUUUCCUGUUAAUAAGUUACAGUAGUGUUUUCUUUCUUUUGGCGGUCCAAUAACAAGAGCAAGAGGCUCUCAGACGGCAGAAUUUUGUAUCCUCCGUCACUCGGGACAUCCAGAUAGCUAAUCUCUGUGGUACCACCGGGCAGACGAGAUCAGGACAUGAUUAGUCUUUAAUACAUGAUGGCGCAUGCCAAUUCUUUUUUAACCUUCCAGUUAUUUGGGUUUUGGCAUGCCGCAUGCAUGAGCUGACUGUUCCUUAAUGAAAAAGCGAGUAUAUAUUUUGAUGCC
Molecule: messenger RNA, 2002 nt
Organism: Panicum virgatum (switchgrass)
Lineage: Eukaryota; Viridiplantae; Streptophyta; Magnoliopsida; Poales; Poaceae
Product: citrate synthase 4, mitochondrial-like
Exons: 20
Coding region: 254-1672 (472 amino acids)
Biological process (GO): tricarboxylic acid cycle; carbohydrate metabolic process; citrate metabolic process
Cellular component (GO): mitochondrial matrix
Source: RefSeq, a predicted model, not a curated record